AUGCAAGCUCAACAACUCCCCAUAGCUGGUGAUUUGGACCACACCUGGAACUUCAUCGAGCCCGGCUUGGGCUACAUCUUGGGCGAUGAAAAGGAACUGGUGGUCACCUCCAAAAUGUACAUGAACGUCUAUACUGCCGUGUAUAAUUACUGUACGAAUAAGUCGAGAAACACCAACGCCCAGAACUCUAGCCACCCCGGGUUAGAGAAAACCACCUACUCCCUCACAGGCUCAGAGAUCUACACCAAACUUGAGGAGUAUUUGGUCAAUUUCAUCAAGUCUAUGCACGCUGCCCCCAAUGAGCUGUUCUUGGAGUUUUACGUAAGAAAAUGGAAACGUUUCACCAUCGGUGCCGGCUACUUAAAUAAUGUCUUUGAUUACAUGAACCGGUACUGGGUGCAGAAGGAGCGGUCCGACGGACGAAAAGACAUCUUUGACGUCAAUACCUUAGCAUUGCUCCAGUGGAAGUACCACAUGUUCGACAACAACCUGAAGCUCAUCAUGGCUGAGAUUUUGGAUCUCAUCGAAAGGCAAAGAAACAACGAGAUCGUCGACACAAAUGUGAUCUCCGUAGCUGUCAAGUCCAUGGUAUACUUGGGAAUUGACACGAAUGACUUGAAGAAACCGAACAUGUUUGUUUAUGCCAAGUGUUUUGAGUCGGAGUACAUCGAGAAAACUGCUGAGUACUACCGCAGGGAGAGUGAAGCGUUCUUGUCCCAGCACUCGGUAGUGGACUACAUGAUCAAGUGCGAGAACAGAUUGGCUGAAGAAAUCUCUCGUUCCAAUAAUUACUUGGAAGAACGAAGCAAGAGACCCUUGCUAGACUCGUUGCACAACGUGUUGAUCAAGAAUCACGCCCAGGAGAUGUACGACCGUUUCUUGAAAUUGUUGGAGCAGAACGAGAUUGAGCACAUCACUAGAAUGUUCAAAUUAAUGUUCAAGGUUCCUUCCACAUUACAAGCUUUGGCCGACAGUCUAGAGAACUACAUUAAGAUCGAGGCCGCAAAGGCAAUCGAGGAGUUGAAGACAACUUCUGAGUCUAUAGACGCUCAGAAUGUCGAAGAAAAGCCAACUAGAAGAUCCGCACAAGGUGCUAUCAGCCCUAAAGCUUACGUUCAUACAUUGGUACUGAUUCACUCUAAGUUCAACGACGUGGUGUUUAAAGCGUUCAAGAAGGAUCCUAUUUUUAUCAAGGCAUUGGAUACUGCGUGCCGUCAUUUUGUCAAUGUUAAUGUGAUUGCUACGCCAACUCCUAAAUCAGCAAGCAAGACCCCGGAAUUGUUGGCAAGAUAUGCAGACGGAUUCUUGAAGGCAACUAGCAAGGAAGCCGACAUUUCCGAGAUGAAUGCUGACAACUUGAUCCUUGUGCUUAAGUACAUUGAAAACAAGGAUGUUUUUGAGAACAAUUACCGCCGGUUGCUCGCUAAGAGAUUGAUCAAUGGUAACACUAAGUCUGACGAGAUGGAGGAGGGUAUCUUGCAGAAAUUGCAGGAGAACAACUCGCUCGAGUUUACCUCCAAGAUCACCAAGAUGUUUCAGGACAUGAAGUCUUCCGAGGACUUGAAAAUCAGAGUUCGUGAGAUCAUGGGUUCUAAUGUUGUGGUAAGUGACUUCACUCCGUUGAUCUUGGCACAAAGCAUGUGGCCAUUCGUCCACAUCGAAGACUACAACCUCAAGAUUGCUCCUGAGUUGCAGAGGACCAUUGAAAUUGUGGAGGUUGAGUACACUAAGAAACAUAACGGAAGAGAAUUGAAAUGGUUGUGGAACCAUGGAAAGAGUGAAGUCAAGGCCAAUCUCGCCAGAAAGGGUAAACCGCCAUUCAUUUUCACUGUCACAAACGUGCAAUUGAUGAUUUUGUUGGCAUUUAACAAGUCUGGCACUUAUACAUACGAACAGCUCCAUGAGACUGUUGGCGUGAGCAAGAAUGUGUUUGAUGCACACUUGACACCAUUCGUGAAGUUUAAGUUGCUUGAGCAACAGCCGCCUACUCCAGCAAGUUUCUCCAACCCUACCACUACAUUUACGAUUGUUAACGAGUACAAGUCCAAGAAGUUGAAGGUUAAUUUCGUUAGCACCAUCAAGAGUGAACAGAAGCAAGAAGAGGACGACACUAACAGAGAAAUUGAUGAGUCUCGUAAGAACUACCUUACAGCCAGUAUUGUGAGAAUCAUGAAGGCCAGAAAGACUAUGAAGCACAAUGACUUGGUUAACGAAGUGUUGCUCCAGGCUCAAUCUAGGUUCCGAGCCAAACUAAUAGACCUCAAGCGUGCAAUUGAGUACUUGCUAGACAAGGAGUAUAUUGCGCGUUGCGAGGGUGAAUCAUAUGAGUAUUUAGCUUGA
Messenger RNA from Sungouiella intermedia, 2340 nucleotides. The record is from the annotation of a GenBank genome assembly. NCBI's taxonomy places the organism in Eukaryota, Fungi, Ascomycota, Pichiomycetes, Serinales, Metschnikowiaceae.